CGGAUAUGAUAAAAUCCAGUUGAAUCAUACACCUACAGUACGCUCAUCGAGAACAGAAUCAAACAUUGAAUAACAAAAGAUGUGCGGUUAACCCUUUUAUAUCAACAUCAACAAAUACAGUUUGUUUUUCUUCAAAUACUGAUAUCUAGCAUUGUCUUGACCAAUGCAAAUUUUCAACCAAUAAAGGUAGAUGGCAGACAAGAAAACCGAUGAAUGAAGUAGUUUUUUGCUGUUACACCACUACAGGUCAGAUUCCCAAUUUGCUGGUACUGUGCAAUAUGUAUAGUGGGAAGGCAAAGUAUACAGACUUUGUAGACUUGUUUAUUUUCCAUCUCAAAAUAGCGUUGCAACGGAAAUCAGUGCACUGCGUUUUUGGGCUUUUCAGUACUUUUUAGUGUUUCAGCUGUAUGACCUUUCCAACGUCGGCUUCUCCCGUUGUGCUACAGUCAACGAGAAUAACUGAAAAUCAGUCUUUUUUCAUUAGUUCAGACAUUUGGGAUUGGUCAUUGAAUCGAGUGAGACUACUG
Molecule: messenger RNA, 527 nt
Organism: Radiomyces spectabilis
Lineage: Eukaryota; Fungi; Mucoromycota; Mucoromycetes; Mucorales; Radiomycetaceae
Exons: 1
Coding region: 210-395 (61 amino acids)
Source: RefSeq, a predicted model, not a curated record